Bombyx mandarina (wild silkworm) is the source of this 405-nucleotide messenger RNA. RefSeq lists its product as uncharacterized. The record is from RefSeq and is a predicted model, not a curated record. NCBI's taxonomy places the organism in Eukaryota, Metazoa, Arthropoda, Insecta, Lepidoptera, Bombycidae.
AUGCUAACAUCCGCCUCCAAUGAGGAACAUCGCUCGACGUGGCUGCGUGGUUGGAAGCGACGUGGUUGGAAGCGAGCAGUGACGAUGAGACGCAACUCUGUCCAUCGCCAGCCACGACUACUCCGCCAAGAUUAUCCGACAAGAAAGAAUACCACAUCACCCUUUAAUCGUUGCCGGACCUCACUGCAGUGUAGAGGGGCCUCCGGUAGCCCUUUUACGCUGGAUAAGCUCCAACGAGGUGGACCGACGACCUGGUCAAACUGGCUGGUAGGGACUGGAUGCGGAAGGCAAGAGACCGAAGAGAAUGAGGUGCAUAGACCUACACUCAGCAUUACGUGGAUACGGGUUGUAGAAGAGAAGCCCUCGUGGGUGGAUAGUACCUGCUACUCCUGCUACUUCUGCUAA